UCUGUGUGGGUCUGUGCUGGGCGUGGGCUACACGCACUCCGGGUCCCCACUCCCCAUCCUCUCACACUGGAACCACAUUGUUCGACGAGGGCACGUUUCGCUCGAACCAAUGAGUACCUCCGAGUCACCCUGUGCUAUUUAGCGGAAGAAAAGUGAACCGCUCGUGGCAUAUCAUAACAAUUCGAUUAUUUGAAGACGACCGGAAACGGUGCGAAGACUGUUUGGAUAUAUUCAAUUGAAGGGGCAACUUGAGUUGGAACAUUUACCCCUCUGGCAGACAAAACAUCGCUAAUUAGAGCUCUGCUUGUUCUGCAGCAGCAGUGUGUGUGUCUGUGUGUGUGUGAGCCACAGUGGCAAAGAUGACAGAGUACAAGCUGGUGGUUGUGGGUGCUGGAGGCGUGGGCAAGAGUGCACUCACCAUCCAACUCAUCCAGAACCACUUUGUGGAUGAAUAUGACCCCACCAUAGAGGACUCGUAUAGGAAACAGGUUGUGAUUGAUGGAGAAACUUGCCUGCUGGACAUCCUGGAUACUGCAGGUCAGGAGGAAUACAGUGCAAUGAGGGACCAGUACAUGAGGACAGGGGAGGGAUUCCUCUGCGUGUUCGCGAUCAACAACACAAAGUCGUUUGAGGACAUUCAUCAGUACAGAGAACAAAUUAAACGUGUUAAGGACUCAGACGAUGUUCCCAUGGUGCUUGUGGGCAACAAAUGUGACCUCCCGGCACGCACGGUGGACACCAGGCAAGCCCAGGAACUCGCCCGUUCCUACGGCAUCCCUUACAUUGAAACCUCUGCAAAGACACGACAGGGAGUCGAGGAUGCCUUCUACACACUGGUCAGGGAAAUCAGGCAACACAAGCUGAGGAAGCUGAACCCACCAGAUGAGAGUGGUCAGGACUGUAUGAGCUGCCGCUGUGUGGUAUCGUGAUGAAGCUCCACUUCACAGUUUGGAAAGAAAUGGCACAGCACAAGAAGUCACAACAUGGACUUGAAAGUAGGAAUAAAAAAAUUAAUGAUGAAAAUUAAAUAGAAGAUUGCCAUUUUGGUCUCGCGAGAAGAAGCUGAACCAGAGCCGUGAUGGACUGACUAUUGCCUUUGUGCUGAACAAGCUUGGCCAACCCUCUUUGUUUUUUUUUUUUGUUUGUUUUGUUUUUUUUUUUUUGAUUGUUUGCGCUCCAUGUCACAGGUGAGCAAAACCACUAAUCACUAUAAUCAACCCCAACAUGGUCUUGCUGGGUAACUAACUUAUUGUUUUCAGUCUUGACACUGGUCCUACAGGGGGAACCUUGGAUCCCCAACCCCUUUCUCCUCUGAAAUACUCAAUCCGCUUGCAAGCUGGUUUCACACUGGGCAUGGGUAGGCAUUGGACAUUUGUGUGCUCGAUAACCACUCAUGUAACCCACUUUGAAAGUCAUCCGACUACCUCCCUCUAAAGGUGGAGGCUAACCUGGGAAUUUGUACAAGUUGCUGUUGUUGCUUAACAGCUAGCCUCGCUGUAAACGAUGUGCAAUUUGGUUUUGAACUGGAACAUAUUUUGUGGGUGGAUGAUUAGAAAUUCACUGAGCUCGAUUGAGUUAAAACAUGACUUGCUUAUACUAGGGGUAUUAC
Molecule: messenger RNA, 1609 nt
Organism: Hippocampus comes (tiger tail seahorse)
Lineage: Eukaryota; Metazoa; Chordata; Actinopteri; Syngnathiformes; Syngnathidae
Product: GTPase HRas
Exons: 6
Coding region: 360-929 (189 amino acids)
Biological process (GO): signal transduction
Cellular component (GO): membrane
Molecular function (GO): GTP binding; GTPase activity
Source: RefSeq, a predicted model, not a curated record